AUGACCGUGGGAAUUUCUGUGAAUCAGGCGAUGGCAACAGACCUCAGCCGGCUGAACAUGGCGUUUGGAGAGGAGCCGGGCAUCAAGGCCAGCUCCCCAUCCAUGAGCAGCAUGCAGACGGACAGAGACAGCCACUCCGGAGGCUGCUCGUCACCCACUCUGUCGGAGUGCUUCAACCCCUUCGACUCCCCGCGCGUCCACUCGCGAGAGCAACCGCAUCUCAAUGGCUCGCACGGGAGGGUGUCGCACUCGCCCAGCAAGAGCGGCGUGCAUCCAUCAACGUCCCCCGUGAAGCCUCACUUGACGGCUGCUGGCAGCUGCCAGGGGUCGCUGGCGUCGCCCAUGCAGGGAACAACUGGGCGCAGGGGCCACCUCAGCCGGCGGGGCGCUGCCCUGGAUGCAGGCGAGCGGCUGCCUCCGUCGCCGUCCGACCCCCAGCUCGGCAUGGACCUGCGCAGGACCGCCCUCCUGCGCAGCCUGCUCCUGCGGACCGAGGAGAAGGUGCGGGCGACGCCGGGGGCGGCCAUGCGGCGGCGCAGCAGGAUGUCGGACAUCAUGUACAGGUCCGCGCCAGAGCCGUACGUGCGAGGUGGCGGCCUCAGGUCACUGUCCGAGCUGGCCUCCCCUGAUGGCUCUGCGGACAUGGAGCUUGGGGGAUCACCCAGCUCUGAUGACGAGGAUGAUAUCCAGGGGGCCAGGCAGGGCAACAGCCUGAAGAUGGGUGCUAUUUUCAGUCUGUCGGAUACAGAAGAUCUGACCUUGAGGGAGCGAGCCUCGCUGAUCCUGGGAGAGGCCAGCAGGGAAGCACAUAGGCACCUGGAUGAUGCACUGGACCCCGACUCCGUCCUGCAGCCUGUGAAUUUUGAAAAGACCAUCAGGCAUAGAACAUGA
This is a messenger RNA of Coccomyxa subellipsoidea C-169, 891 nucleotides long. RefSeq lists its product as hypothetical. Bases 1 to 891 code for a protein of 296 amino acids. Lineage: Eukaryota; Viridiplantae; Chlorophyta; Trebouxiophyceae; Coccomyxaceae. The record is from RefSeq and is a predicted model, not a curated record. The transcript has 4 exons.